Molecule: messenger RNA, 1890 nt
Organism: Panonychus citri (citrus red mite)
Lineage: Eukaryota; Metazoa; Arthropoda; Arachnida; Trombidiformes; Tetranychidae
Product: protein GOLM2-like
Exons: 2
Coding region: 126-971 (281 amino acids)
Source: RefSeq, a predicted model, not a curated record
UGCUUCUCUUUCCUCAUUGUUUACUUUCACUUCUCUGUCUCUGGUCAAUUGUUUUUGUUUCUUUUUUUUAACUGUGAUUUAAAUUUUUUUAAUUGUUUCAUAUUUUUCUUCUUUAUUAUCUCUUUAUGGGUUCUUCAAGUGGUGUGGCUCGAGGACAAUUAAGGCCACAAUUUGCUGGUCGUAAUCCUCCUUUUCUUGUUGCUGGUCUUUUCAUUGCUUUGGGUCUUCUUGGUGUCAGUUAUUUUUCACUUUCUUCACAAUAUAAUUCCUUACACAAUCAAUUAGAAAAUGUGAUUAAAAAUGAGGAACGAGGUAGAGGUGCUUAUCAAGAGAAAAAUAAAGAAUAUGAAGUUCUACAGAAAUUGGUUGAACAAUUAAGGGAAAGAUUGGAUAGAAAAACAAAUGAGUUGAAAAUAAAGCAAAGUGAUUUGGAGAAGAUCAGAAAAUCUCAGCAAUUGACUGAAACCAAUAUCGCCGCUGAGAAGAGCAGACUUGAGAUUGAAAACAAAGGUUUAUCUGAGAAAACUAGUCAACUUCAGAAAUCUAUUGAUGUCUUGACCGAAGAGAAUAUUAAAUUAAAAAGUCAAUUAGUGGGAUCGGAUAAACAAAUUAAAGAAAAGGAAAGCAAAAUUGAACAAUUAAAUGUGAAAAUUAACGAGCUUUCUGGUAAAUUGUCACCAGAUAAACAACAAGAUGGUCAAGAGAUCAAAAAUAUUGGUGAAGAUAAAGAUGCUGGUGAAUUGAAGACUGAAGAAGCUGGUGAUCUUGGAAUGGCUGAUGGAGAUGCACCGAAUGCCCCAGGGGAGAUUUCCAAUAAAGUGAUCGAUGGUCCAGUUGAUGGUCAACGUGUAAAGGAAGAUGUACCUGUGAAUAUCGAUACAAAUAACGUUAAUCCAGAAAAUCAUGCGAAAUCCUCAUUAUCCAAAUUACCGAAGCCUUUGGGUGAUGGCGAAGGAACUAAUCUUUCAUAAAGAAUAAAUUAAUUAAUUGAUAAAAGGACAAAAAUUUUGACGGAAAUUUGCAUUUAUUUGGUUAUUAAGAUGAUUCCUGGUGUAAUAUUGACCUCGCAAUUUGAACAAAGACACUUACUUAACUCAAGAUGACCAUUUGACUUGACCAAGAUUAUCAACUACAAAUUAAUCAUUACCCGUGAACAAUAAUUCUCAUUUACCAUUAAAUUCUGGUCUAAUCUACAUAAAUUUAAAAGAAACUCAUUUUCUUGUUAAAUUAAGUGACUCUUGACAAUUAUAAACCUCAACAACUAUCACCACAUGGAAACAAUUAGCAAACCAGAAAAAAAAAUCAACCAAGAAGGAGAAUCACAAUUCAUACUUAAUUGCUUCUUAAAUUCCACAGAAUAAACUAUACUUUACAUCAUCAAUUUUACAAACAGAUUAACGACUUUUAUGUUUUCAAUCAAGUAUUAAUUAUAAUAAGUAAUUAGUAUUAGAUGUAAGUUUCAAUCAAUAAAUCAUUUGAUUAAGUUAACACAAUGAGAAAAGAAAUCGCUUCAUCAAUGACUUUGAUUUAAAUUCAAUCAAUCUUCUUUUGUGAGCUCUAUUUCUAAUUAGUUAUCAUGACAAUUUAAUUGUUCUAAUUAAUGAUUAUUGUAAAUGCUUAGAAGGUGAAACUGAUUAAAUUGAUGAGAAUAGAAGAUUAGAUUCAAAGUUGGCGGUUCUCUUUUUUUCCAAAAUCCCGGUUAAUACAAAGAGCAAGUGGUUUUCUUCAUCCCAAUGAGUCUCAAUGAUUUUGGCAAUUUGAUUAAUUGUUUUUGUUCAUUUAGUAUUCUAAUUGAUUUAAUUUUGAAUUUUCUAUUAACGUGAUUAACUGUAGACCAAGAUGAAUGCGCCUCCAGCAUUUGAAUCUUUUCUUCUUUUUGAAGGAGAAAAA